AUGGAAACAGCAAAGCGUAGAACGAUAGAAUCCAUCGUCUCGAAGCUCAGCUCCGUCUCCGAGCAUACCAGAGCAGCCGCUUUAGCUGAGCUCAGACUCAUCUCCAAACAAGAUCCCGACAGCCGUCUUAUCAUCGCCGACGCCGGCGCUAUUCCGUACCUCUCCGAGACUCUCUACUCGUCGUCGAAUUCUUCUCAGGAAAACGCCGCCGCCACUCUCCUCAACCUCUCCAUCACCUCUCGCGAGUCGCUAAUGUCCUCUCGCGGCUUACUCGACGCGCUUUCUCACGCUCUCCGCCACCACGACACCAACACCUCCCCCGCCGCAGUCCAGUCCUCCGCCGCCACGAUUUACAGCCUCCUCAUCGCCGAGGAGUCUUACCGACCUAUCGUCGGAUCCAAGCGAGACAUCAUCUUCUCCCUCAUCCACAUCAUCAGAUAUCCAGAUUCGCAUCCCCGAUCGAUCAAAGACUCGCUCAAGGCACUCUUCGCGAUCGCUCUCUAUCCGAUCAACCGAUCGACGAUGAUUUCCCUCGGCGCGAUUCCGGCGCUCUUCUCGCUGAUCGUGAAGGACUCGCGGUGCGGGAUCGUGGAGGAUGCGACGGCGGUUAUGGCGCAGGUCGCUGGAUGCGAGGAGAGCGAGGAAGGGAUGAGGAGAGUUCAAGGAGCCACCGUUCUCGCGGAUCUGCUAGAUCCCUGCACUGGCUCGAGCCUCCGGAUCAAGGAGAACGCCGUUGGGGCGCUUCUGAAUCUGGCGAGAUGCGGAGGAGACGAAGCGCGUUCGGAAGUUGCGUCUGCGGUUGCGUCUAGCGCGGAUGAAGGAGCUACGGAAGGGAUCGUGUACGUGGCGGAGAACGGAAGUGUGAAAGGAAGGAAGAAAGCAGUUGAUCUGUUGAAGCUCGUUGUAGCCGGCAAUGGCGGCGAUUCACGGUUUGAUUAUCUCAUCAAUGAGAGUCCCAAUAGUAGAAGCAGCUGA
Molecule: messenger RNA, 975 nt
Organism: Microthlaspi erraticum
Lineage: Eukaryota; Viridiplantae; Streptophyta; Magnoliopsida; Brassicales; Brassicaceae
Source: the annotation of a GenBank genome assembly